AUGAACGCUUACAACCCUCGUCGGGUGUCCUACCUGAGGGCUCCGGGGACGGGAGGCAUGCCCAAGCCUUGGGUAUCGCCUUACCCUUCGCUCAGCUCCAUCGGAUAUCCACCUUCAACAAGAUCAGCCGACGAGCGGUUCGCGUCCGCCGUAUGGCAUCGCACGUUCAACCACAUCGACUAUGCGGCAUACAAAGCGGCCUGUGACGCGGAAAGAGCAGCAAAGCCGGAGCGAGACGCGGACGUCUUCUCAGUAACGGCAUCAUCAUAUCGCAGUGGAUUCUCGAGACUAGGUGCCAUGCUCACUAUUUACCCGUACCGCGAUAUGGGAUGGCUCGUAACUAUGGUGUUCAUCGCCGGAAGUAUCUGCUUCUGCCUCAACGGCAUCUUCACACUCAUCCCUCUAUUGAGUCCUGCUCUGGACUUCCCGGGACAGGAUGCUGGUUAUCAAACAACAAAGACCCUGGGAGGGGCGCUGUUCGCCUUGAGCGGUCUUAUGGGAUUGCUGGCAGCAUUCAACGUCGACCGUGGCGUGUUGGACCCAAAGAAAGACGCGCCUGAUGCGUACAAGCCAGCACUACUCGGCAGCGAUGAAUGGGUUUGGUGGGCCAACUGGUACGAGCUUCGAACUGUCUUCUUGCCUAGCUUGGCCUUCCGAGCUGGUAUCCUUCAGUUUCUUGCCGGGUCUUCCUUCACCGUCUCCGCCGUCUCUGGGAUUCCGGGUGUCCUCGAUCUCUCACACCCUAGCGCCGGUAUUAUUUUCGUAACAUCACCUCUCCUCAUCGGUGGCGGUCUAUUCGUGAUCGCCGGUUUUCUGAUGAUCUACCUGUCUCAGGACAAGUGGUACGUCCCGAAGAUUCUCGACGCCAGUUGGCAGAAUGGACUCUGGAAUUUGGUCGGCGCUGGUGCUUUCUUGGCUGUUGGCGUUGUCACCCUUCUCGCAAAGAAUGCGGCUGUGGCUAUCGCGGCGUUAUUCUUGACAGGUGGACUGGGUUUUCUGAUGGCUGCCCUGAUUCAGUGGUACAUCAUUAUGGAGUUCUAUCCGACUGAUCCUUAUAUGGAGGACCCCGCGACUGCGGCAGAGAUUCCUUCACAGUCGAUUUAUUGA
Molecule: messenger RNA, 1107 nt
Organism: Colletotrichum chrysophilum
Lineage: Eukaryota; Fungi; Ascomycota; Sordariomycetes; Glomerellales; Glomerellaceae
Exons: 1
Coding region: 1-1107 (368 amino acids)
Source: RefSeq, a predicted model, not a curated record